GCCCCGAUGGUUGUUUGUUUUAUGUGUGGAGCGAUCCAUCGCACAGCGCCGGGCUCGAUUGACACUGUCUGCUGAUCUGCUACUGCGGAUUGCUCAGAAUAACAAGGCUGCUCGCUAAUUCCCGUCUAUCGGGGCAUUCGCCGAAGCACCGAGAGAGUAGGGUCCAAAAAACCCCCAACAAGGCAGGCAAGACCGCCGCGCUGCCGGAGUCUGCACCCCACUAUGGCUUCAGGAGACCUUUACGAGGUGGAGCGGAUUGUGGACAAAAGGCGGAACAAGAAGGGUAAGUGGGAGUACCUGAUCAGGUGGAAAGGUUAUGGAAGCAAAGAGGACACAUGGGAGCCAGAGCACCACCUUCUGCACUGCGAAGAGUUUAUCGACCAGUUCAACAGCUUGAGACUGCACUCGCACAAAAGACCCAAAGUUCCCAAAAACCGUCAAGAGUCCACCUUCACAGGCCACCAACCUGCCACAGAGAACUCCAGAGCUCGGUCUGAAGCUCGAAAGAAGAAAAGGACUUUUGGCCCUGCUGUUGGGGUCAGAGUUGGAGCUGUUUUAGGGAUUGGUGGUGGAGGGUCAGGACACAGUCAGAAGCAGAAGAAGGUGGGUGUACCACCUGGGAAACAUGCUUUAGGGGACAGACUAAGCAAAGCCAUGACGUACAAGGGUCCUCUUCAGGGAGGGCCUCACCUUGUCCCUCCACUGAGGGUUUCUCAUAAUGGUCUCCAGAAUGGAGAGAUGGAGCCUUUAAUGUACAGACCAGCAGCAAGGCCACAUCGACCGUCUAUGGACAGAGUGGAUGGAGAGCUAGGAGACAUGGAUAACACUGGACAGCAGUACACCACUGAGCUAGGCUCCCCUCUGCCCAAUGGAAACAUGCAUCUACACAGCUCAGUGAAGAGGAAGUUGGGCGAGGAGAAAGGUUAUGUGUUCGACAAGCGGCUCAGGUACAAUGUGCGACAGAACGAGAGCAACUGUCGAUUCCGAGACAUCGUGGUCAGGAAGGAGGAAGGCUUCACGCACGUCCUGCUCUCAAGCCAAACGACGGACAACAACGCUCUGACACCAGAGAUCAUGAAGGAAGUGUGUCGAGCUCUUGGUAAUGCAGCUGCUGAUGACAGCAAAUUAUUGUUGCUGAGCUCCGUGGGGACUGUGUUCUGCAGUGGCUUAGAGCCGUCGUACCUGAUCGGGCGUCUGUCCACUGACCGCAGGAAAGAGAGCGGCCGCAUCGCAGAUGCUGUUCGGGAUUUUGUGUUGGCAUUCAUCCACUUCAAGAAACCCAUUGUGGUGGCCAUAAACGGGCCUGCUCUGGGCUUAGGGGCCUCCAUCCUGCCACUGUGUGACGUAGUGUGGGCCAGUGAGAGAGCCUGGUUUCAGACUCCAUGUGCAGCCCUCCACCUCACCCCCUCUGGAUGCUCCUCUUACACCUUCCCCCAGAUCCUGGGUGUAGCUUUGGCCAAUGAGAUGCUGUUUUGUGGGAGAAAACUCACAGCACAGGAAGCAUGCAGUCGAGGCCUAGUGUCACAGGUCUUCUGGCCAACUACAUUUAACCAAGAAGUGAUGUUGCGUGUGAAGGAAAUGGCAUCGUGCAACGCAGUGGUUUUGGAAGAAUCCAAAUGCCUGGUGAGAAGUAUCAUCAUGUCAGUCCUGGAAGAAGUCAAUGAGAAAGAGUGUCAGAUGUUGAAGCAGCUGUGGUGCUCAACCAAAGGACUAGAGGCACUCUUCAGCUACCUGCAUAACAAGACGUAUGAGAAGUAAUCAUCCUUCCCAGAGAAUGAGGGUCAAAGGUUACUCACAGGAGGACGUCCAGGAUGAAUGUGUUGUGAUCUUCAACUGAAGGAAAAAGUUGCAUUCACAGUUUUUGUUUCCGACCAUCAGCUGAGGGGAUUCUCUGGAGUUCUGUUCGCUUACACUUCUACCAACAAAUUCUUCAUGAUCUUAUUCUUUAAAGUUUUUGUUGGACCCGUUACUGUCCAAUCGUGCAUUCUCUAGGGGACAAAGAGCAAAGGGCCAAAUGUGCAUUGCAUAAAUGAUCACUGAAAGAGGUUAUUCAGGGAGGUACAGAGUGCUGCUGUUCAUAUGAGAUACUAAUGUGUUAGUGAAAUCAUCAGGAUGUAGAAUAUCAUUGUAUGUCUAGUUGCACA
Molecule: messenger RNA, 2144 nt
Organism: Notolabrus celidotus (New Zealand spotty)
Lineage: Eukaryota; Metazoa; Chordata; Actinopteri; Labriformes; Labridae
Product: chromodomain Y-like protein 2
Exons: 7
Coding region: 223-1758 (511 amino acids)
Cellular component (GO): nucleus
Molecular function (GO): transcription corepressor activity
Source: RefSeq, a predicted model, not a curated record